Molecule: messenger RNA, 951 nt
Organism: Rotaria socialis
Lineage: Eukaryota; Metazoa; Rotifera; Eurotatoria; Philodinida; Philodinidae
Source: the annotation of a GenBank genome assembly
AUGACUAGACUACUUGAAUUGUGCAUAGUUUUUCUCUUACUUGAAAUCAUUUUAAAACAUGUAUCGAGUCAAACACUAUACAAUUGUUCAUUAACUAGUCCGUGUGGAUGUUCAGCUAGUCCAACGUUGCUAACAAAAAUUAUCGGAGGAGAACCAGCUGCCGAUCAAACAUGGGGGUGGGCUGCAUCUCUACGUUAUUCAUCCAGUGGUUCACAUUUUUGUGGUGGCUCAAUUAUAUCUCGAUCACAUAUUCUUACUGCUGCUCAUUGCACUAUACGAUUAGCAUCGGCUGCUUCCAUUCUUGUCUAUGUAGGAUCCAUAUAUUUAUAUGGACCAGCUCAAGUACAUUCUGUUUCAAAAAUCUAUAUUCAUCCGAAUUAUUCUUCAACUAAUUAUGUCAAUGAUAUAUCUAUCCUUAAAUUAUCGUCUUUAGUGAAUUUUGAUCAAGUUGGCGUUGAUAUUGUUUGUUUACCAAAUGUAUCAUCGAUUGUACUUGCUAGUGAAGAGUACCCACCACCUGAUACUGAUCUUAUUGCUAUUGGUUGGGGCUAUACAGUACUAGGAAGUAAUCAAGUGUCUUCUAUACUUCAACAAGUAACAAUCAAAUCAGUAGCUGCAACUAGUACUUACUGCCGAUUUGUACGUAGUGUUGAUUCAUAUACACAAAUGUGUGCUGGAAUAAUGCCUCAAGGUGGUAAAGAUACUUGUCAAGGCGAUAGUGGAGGUCCAUUAUUAAUGUUUACUUCGAAUAAUGUUUGGGAACAAGUCGGAAUAACUUCAAAUGGUAUUGGAUGUGCACAGCGAAAUCUUCCUGGAAUUUAUACACGAGUUGCAGCUUUUCAAUCAUGGAUAAAUAAAACUGUUAAUAGUGCUAAGCAUAUGUCGUUUAUUCUCAAUAGGAUUUCAAUACCAAUUAUUUUACUAAUUUAUUCUAUUAUCAAUCGAUAUUAA